UGUGGAGGUGAAUGGGCCUGAAGGGAGGCUCUCCAAGGAGGUGCCAAGAAUCAGUUGUGCCUGGGGGAGGCAAAAGGGGGUUAGUCAGGAGACAGGGCCAGAGGAGGUGCCCAGAACAGAAGGAGGCCGUAGGGCACCCUACUGCCCAAACUUCUCCUAGCCCAUGAUACCUCCAAGGGAGACUGAAAGGGCUGAAGGGGGAAGAAAGUAAAGGGUGGAGAGAGUCUAGGAGGGACCACAGGGGUUCUGGAGAAGUCCAGCGGCCACUUUGCCUUUCCCUUCUGGGUUACACCCAUAUAAACCCCAGCUGCCCAGCCUGGAGUCCUCCCGACUUUUCCUGCUGUGGCCAACUGUGGCAGAGGUUGCACACACACAGGGGGCAGGACAUGCUGCCUGCAGCUCACAGGAGGACAGGGAGCUACAGACGCUGCAGCCUUCAGAGCAGAACCACUGGACAAGCUGCCACGUGUCCCACACAACUCCAGUGCCACAAUCCAUCCAUUCCCUGCUCCCACAUCACCUGGAGAUGUGACUUCCCCUGUUUAAUCAGACGUACAUUAUAGCCAAAGGGAGCUCUGUCUACAUCCCCGGCCAGCCCAGUCAAGAUGCAGCUGAGGUUGGAAGUCUGGCUCCCGGUGGGGUGGAAGGGAGCAGCAAUGUGGAGUAAGGAUGUUCCAUUGCUCCAGUGUGGGAAUGAGGAAGCCUGGGUGGAUGGGGAUUGAGACCAUUCCUGAAAGGUGCAUCCAGACCUACAGGUUGGAGGUAUUGCUGUCCCUCCUCCAAUGACAGACACUGCAGGCCAGGAGAAAAAUCAGCCCCCGAGAAGGCCAAAAGGGAAGCCAAGUUCCUUCCAUCCUAUUCCAUUCUGUUGAGCCACCAAGCCUGUGGUUUUGCAGUUGCAAAACAACUCCCUAUUUCACAAGGCAGAAGGAAGACAUUUCCCCACCAAGUGACCGGAACUAAGAAAGAGAAACAAAAAGUCCUGAGGGCUUUUCUCCCAGGGUCUGCAGGAUCCUAAGACCAAGUCAUCACGGGGGCCCAGACCCAGGCAUGUGACUAGGACAUUGUGGUUCCAGUUCAACCAUCCCAGUCCUGCAUUUGUGUUUGCAGAAACCCAAGCUGUGCGACAGAAGGUGGCAACGAGGUCAUAUCAGGACCCACAAGAAGCCACCCAGCUGCUCAGUGCCUCCUAGCCAGCGCCUUCCUCUGAAGAAGCCCUGCUGAGUCGAGUACUGAGAGAGCCAAGAGGAAUACAAUGCUGCCUGUGACCCAUGUGUUGGCCUUCGGUGCUUGGCUGGUGGCACAGAGCAAGGCUGCACCAAGUGCUCCAACAAUCUCCAUCUUCCUGAAGCCACCUGGGGUGAUCCCACCAGGAGGCUCCACCACUAUCUGCUGCAGCUGCCAGCAUGGCAAUGGGAACUUCAUGCUGUACAAGGAUGGCCACCAGCUCCGUACCCUGGAGCAGAGUGGCAGCAGGGCUGAGUUCUCCAUCUCUAAUGCCACCUACAAGGACACAGGUACCUACAACUGCCAUUACCUGGAGGGAGGCACUGUGCUGGCUCGCAGCGAUGGCCUGGAUGUCAUGGUGACAGGGAUCCAUCUCCCUGGACCCGACCUGUCUGUCCUGCCUGGGCAUGAGGUGACUGCAGGAACUCGUGUGAUAUUCCGUUGCACCCCCACACACCGCAGUACUGGCUGUUUCCUGUACCUGGAGGGCCAGAUCCGAGCCCAAGUACUCUCAAGGGAACAAGAUGACUACAACUUCUCCCAUGUGCAGAAAGGUGAGGGGGGCCGCUACAGCUGCCAGUGUUUCACCAAGAAUGCUUCGAUAGAAUGGUCUGCUGUCAGCAAGACCCUGGAUUUGGUGGUGAGAGAUUACAAGUUGUGCAACGCAGUGCGCCUGGCGCUGGGGGCCGGGCUGCUGGUCCUGCUGGGGCUCAUUACGGCUGAAGCCACGCGAGGCCGCUGCUGCCGGGGCGGGAGGGCCCACGCUCUCCCCGCAGGCAGCGCUCCCCUGACUGCGACCAGUGUGGGAACACCGGGAUUCCCUUCCUGCGCCUCGCGGUGGGAUAAAUAAACCGUUCCUGUCGCUG
Molecule: messenger RNA, 2093 nt
Organism: Corapipo altera (White-ruffed manakin)
Lineage: Eukaryota; Metazoa; Chordata; Aves; Passeriformes; Pipridae
Product: leukocyte immunoglobulin-like receptor subfamily B member 5
Exons: 5
Coding region: 1256-2077 (273 amino acids)
Source: RefSeq, a predicted model, not a curated record